UCUUGGGUGUAGUCAGUGGAGUGUCGUCUCUGAGAGCGGUUCACUUUUAUGGCGGCGAACACAAAGAGCUGACGGUCGCAGCGCAGCAGCACAGCCGGGACAAGAGCCUCUGUACGCGGCCUGAACAGCGUAGAAGCUCCUCAGAAACAACCUCCGCACACGUUGAUGCUCGUCACUCUCUCCGCGGGAGUCUGUCACCGACCGGAAAGUGACCGUUAAACUUUGGAAAAGUUGGGGCAGAGUUUGAGCCGCGCCGUGAUUUUUCUGUCGGAGAUCAAAAUGAGAGUGAUCCGGGCUCUGGUGGCCUGGAGCUGGGUGACCGCGUUGUGUGUCCGCGCUGCCAUGGACGAGUGUUCGGACGAGCAGGGCCGAGCGCAGCGCUGCCUGCCCGAGUUCGUCAACGCCGCGUUUAACGUAACGGUGGUGGCGAGCAACACCUGCGGCUCUCCACCCGAGGAGUACUGCGUCCAGACCGGCGCCACCGGGGUCACCAAGUCCUGCCACAUCUGCGACGCCCGGGACCCGCGGAACCACCACAGCGCCGUCUACCUGACCGACUACAACAACCAGCAGGACACCACCUGGUGGCAGAGCCAGACCAUGUUGGCGGGUAUCCAGUACCCGAACACCAUCAACCUCACCCUGCACCUCGGUAAAUCAUUCGACAUCACCUACGUCCGCCUCAAGUUCCAUACCAGCCGACCCGAGAGCUUCGCCAUCUACAAGAGGAGCAGAGAGGAUGGACCCUGGGUCCCGUACCAGUUCUACAGUGGCUCCUGUGAAAAAACCUAUCACAAACAGAGUCACGUCUUCAUCCGCACCGGAGAUGACGAGCAGCAGGCGCUCUGCACCGACGACUUCAGCGACAUCUCGCCGCUCACCGGAGGAAACGUGGCCUUCUCCACACUUGAGGGACGACCCAGCGCCUACAACUUUGACCACAGCCCCGUCCUCCAGGACUGGGUGACGGCCACUGAUAUCAAAGUGACCCUGAACAGACUCAACACAUUUGGAGACGAAGUCUUCAACGACCCCAAAGUCCUCAAGUCCUAUUACUAUGCCAUUUCUGACUUUGCUGUGGGAGGAAGGUGUAAGUGUCACGGCCAUGCCAGUGAGUGUGUAAAGAACGCCGCAGGUCGUCUGGUGUGCGACUGUAAACACAACACAGCGGGCGAUGACUGUAACGUGUGCAAAACUUUUUUUAACGAUCGUCCAUGGAGACGAGCGACGGCCGACAGUGCUAACGAGUGUCUGCCCUGUGACUGUAAUGGGAAAAGUUCUGAGUGUUACUUCGAUGCCGAGCUCUACCGCGCCAUGGGUCAUGGUGGUCACUGCAGGAACUGCGCGGACAACACGGACGGCCCCAACUGUGAGCGUUGCCUCGACAACCACCACAGAGAUGAGAGCGGCAGCCGCUGUCUGUCCUGCAGCUGCAACGCUGUGGGCUCCAUGACUCCUCAGUGUGAUCACAGAGGGAUGUGUGCGUGUAAACCUGGUGUGACGGGAGAGAAAUGUGACCGCUGUCAGCCGGGAUAUCACAGUCUGACAGAGGCUGGCUGCAGAGCGUGCUCUUGCUCGCCCUCUGGCAGCACUCAGGAGUGUGACGUGAACACAGGUCAGUGUCGCUGUAAAGACAACGUGGAGGGCUUCACCUGUGACAGGUGUAAGCUGGGCUUCUUUAAUCUGGAUCAGAUGAACCCUCUUGGAUGUACUCCGUGCUUCUGUUUCCAGCACUCGUCUGUGUGUGACAGCGCCGACGGCUUCAGCGUUCACACCAUCAGCUCAUCCUUCCACACAGAUGAUGAACAGUGGACAGCUCAGCAGCGUGAUGGAUCCAGUGUCUCUGUCCUCUGGUCUCCAAGUGAACAGGAAAUCUCCCUCAUGUCUGAUAAUUAUUUACCCAUGUACUUCAUCGCCCCAGGAAAGUUCUUGGGGAACCAGAUGCUGAGUUUCGGACAGAACCUGACGCUGAGUUUCCGGGUCGACCGUCGCGACACUCGUCUGUCGGCGGAGGAUCUGGUUCUCGAGGGAGGCAGCCUGAGAGUGGCCGUCCCCCUUAUUGCCCAGGGCAAUGCCUACCCCAACGAGAAUAUGCAGACAUACGUGUUCAGGCUCCAUGACAGCACAGAUUAUCCCUGGAGGCCGACCAUCAGCCACUCCGACUUCCAGAAACUUCUCCACAAUCUGACGGCCGUGAAGAUCCGGGGCACCUACAGCGAGAGGAGUGCUGGUUACCUCGACGACGUCUCUUUGGUGACAGCAAGACGUGGUCCAGGUGUCCCCGCCCGUUGGGUGGAGCAGUGCACGUGUCCUCAGGGUUACCAGGGGCAACACUGUGAGCGGUGCACUCUGGGAUUCCGGCGUGGACGACCUGAGCUUGGAUCGUUCAGCUCCUGUGAAGCGUGUAACUGUAACGGACACAGCGAUGCCUGCAACCCUGACACAGGAGCGUGUGACUGUCAGCACCACACGUCAGGUUUAAGCUGUGAACGUUGUAAAGAUGGUUUCUAUGGCGACGCCACUCAGGGAACAGUGGACGACUGUUCGCCAUGUCCGUGUCCGACCGGCGCCACCUGUGCCGUCGUCCCCAAGACCAGAGAGGUGGUUUGUACCAACUGUCCUGUGGGAACCACAGGUACGACCUCAGCCACGCCCACUCACCUGUAUUUCACUCACCUGUCACUCACUCACCUAUCUGUCUGUCACUGUUACCUGUGUGUCUGCUCACCACCUGUGUGUCUUUGUCUCUCACCUGUUACCUAA
Messenger RNA from Solea senegalensis (Senegalese sole), 2763 nucleotides. RefSeq names its product laminin subunit gamma-1-like. The transcript has 14 exons. The coding region runs from base 280 to 2763 and encodes 827 amino acids. Gene Ontology annotation, molecular function: extracellular matrix structural constituent. Lineage: Eukaryota; Metazoa; Chordata; Actinopteri; Pleuronectiformes; Soleidae. The record is from RefSeq and is a predicted model, not a curated record.